Molecule: messenger RNA, 1302 nt
Organism: Cryptosporidium ubiquitum
Lineage: Eukaryota; Apicomplexa; Conoidasida; Eucoccidiorida; Cryptosporidiidae
Product: MYB domain-containing protein
Exons: 1
Coding region: 1-1302 (433 amino acids)
Source: RefSeq, a predicted model, not a curated record
AUGACAAAUAAUAUAUUUCAAACAAGAAGUUGGAAUGACCAUUUAAAUAAUCAAAAUAUAUUAAAAGGGAAGUUUAGUUCAAAUGAAAGAGAUAUAAUUAAUAAUUCGGUAAAAGAAUACAUUAAGUCUCAACACUGGAAUUGGGAUGAAGGAUUAGAUAAUUUAUUCUCAACUAGAGGACGAAAAAAAGAUAGGCAUUGGCCAAUUAUUGGAGAAUCUCUACCAAACAGGUCUCUUCAAUCAAUAUAUUACUGUGCAAAAAGGAUGUUAAUGCGAGGAAAAAAAGGAAAGUGGACAAGAGAAGAAGAGCAAGAACUUAUUAAACUUGUUAAUGAGCAUGGAAAGAAGUGGAGCAUGUUUGUAGAAUUUAUUGGAAGAUCAGCUGCCUCUAUUAGGGAUAAAUGGCGUGAUUUACAUACAAAAGUCGGUGAAAACAACCUUGAUGAUUCAAGAUGCAGUUUAAACAGUAAUUCCCAGCAUGAAAAACUGCUUAAAUCAAAAAUGCCAUUCGUUAUUGAUGUGUUUGUACUUUAUUGCAUCGAACAUUAUACAGGUAAAUUUCUUCCGUUCAAAGGGAUUUCAUGGAAGGCAAUUAUUGAGUCUUUUUGUUCUCCUAAUUUUCCUAAAGAAUAUAUUAGUUUUUGGAAAAAAUGUUGCAGAAAAAUAAAUAAAAAGUUGGGUGUUCAUCUUCAACCCAUUAAUGGAGUAGAUCUAUCAAAUUAUUAUGGAAAAAUAAGUCAAGGUCAAAUACGCCUAAGAUAUGUUUCCUCUCUCUAUCCAAAGCUUAAAUCUAUUCAAGGCGAGCAGACCCGUUCUCUCAUUUCGAAUACGUUUUCUCAAGCUGUAAAGUAUCUUUAUGAAACUAGAUACAAUUAUUCACAUAUCGAUGAAAUUAAAUAUAACGAUUGGCCGAAGCUCCUUUCUGCACAUAUCCCUCUUACAACUCUCUGGUCAAGAAUCAGAUUGGCAUUAACUAGAAUUACAAAAAAAAAUAUGCACAUUUCUGAUAGAAUUUCUAUAUUAUAUGAGCGGCUUAGAAAUAAACAAUUGCAAUGCCAGGAUUUAGACUCAAUUGAUUCCACAGACUCAAAAUUCCUUUUAGAAGAUGAAGGAGAUUAUGCUAAUGAAAAUAUUGAUCAGUGUUCUUAUUUUCAUGUAGAUACUAAAAGACUACGUAAAAUUGUUGUUAAACUAUUGAGAACUCAAUCAAAGCGUGAGAAAAGAUCGAAAAAUACGAGUAGAUUACAGAAAGAGUAUAGCUCACUACAACAGGUAUUUCAUUCAGAGGGUUAUAUUACUUAA